Molecule: messenger RNA, 639 nt
Organism: Polistes canadensis
Lineage: Eukaryota; Metazoa; Arthropoda; Insecta; Hymenoptera; Vespidae
Product: smoothelin-like protein 1
Exons: 5
Coding region: 1-639 (212 amino acids)
Biological process (GO): actin cytoskeleton organization
Cellular component (GO): filamentous actin; microtubule organizing center
Molecular function (GO): protein binding
Source: RefSeq, a predicted model, not a curated record
AUGUUGCAACCUCAAAGAGAUUUCACCAAGAAACGUAAGGCAGAGAACUUGAAGAAGACGAUGCUGUUCGGCUCAUAUUAUUUGGCUAGAAGGCACCGGCUUUUGGCAGUCCUUUCACAAAAGCUAAGACCCCCCAAGAAACCAUUAUCGCCAUUUGCCAAAUUUCGUCAACUAGAUCGGCAAUAUAGUUCUUCUUUGCCGUCAAGUCCCAUAAAGUCGCCAGAAAAGGAGUUUCGUUUUAGAUUUACCGAACCUACUGUGACAAAUAACGCGGUACAAAUAAAGGAACGAUUGUUAGCUUGGUGCCGUUCUAAAACCAAAGAAUAUGAGGUAAACACGCAAUAUCCAGGUUUCACAUAUGUGCUGAAUAUACAACUUGAUAAUUUCUCGACCAGUUGGAACAAUGGUUUGGCGUUUUGUGCUCUGAUUCAUCAUUUUAGACCUAAUGCCUUCGAUUAUUAUUCGUUACGUCCGCAGGAUCGCAGGAAGAAUUUUGACCUGGCAUUCAAAACAGCUGAUGAAGCUGGUAUCGCACCAUUACUCGAUGUUGAGGACAUGGUGGCUAUGCGACGUCCGGAUUGGAAAUGCGUCUUCACUUACGUUCAAUCCUUUUAUCGUCGUUUCAAAGACGAGGAUUGA